Neurospora tetraspora is the source of this 858-nucleotide messenger RNA. RefSeq lists its product as uncharacterized. The coding region runs from base 1 to 858 and encodes 285 amino acids. Lineage: Eukaryota; Fungi; Ascomycota; Sordariomycetes; Sordariales; Sordariaceae. The record is from RefSeq and is a predicted model, not a curated record. The transcript is spliced from 2 exons.
AUGGCUGCUGCUUCCACAGAAAGAACUAACACUUUGACCAGCUCCGUUUCGAGUGAUCAAAAAGUUCAAGAGCCAGCCAACGACAUUCGUCAUCCAAGAUGGCCCCUUUGGACAGAUUCCAGCCCAGAUGCUGGCUUGGAGCUUCCAGAACUCAAAGGAGAAGACAACUUUGAGUUAUGGGAUCGUAGCGUCCUAGACACUUUCAAGAUAUACGGUCUUGAGGGUUUUGUCAAGGGGACGGAAACACCUCCCCCUAGUGACACUGCCGAGGAUUAUCUGGACCUUCAGACUUUCAACGACAGAAGGCUUUGCGCUUUCCGAAUCAUCUAUACAAGCAGCACGCCCAUUCAUUUGCAACUUUUGCCCUACGGAUAUGACGGCUACCAAUUGCCGGAUGUUCUCGAUCCACAAGUCCUGUGGGAUGCUAUUCAUCGCUGGGAUGUCGCUGUUCACCUCAACACACUCGCCAAAGUCAAAUUGGUGAGGGAACUCAGCCACAUACAUCACUCUGGGUUCGAUAACCUCCGUGAAUUUAUGCGCCGAGCUAAUUGGCUUCGCCGGCGCCUCGAGCGUGCCGGUGUGCCGAUUGCCGACGAGCUGAUGAAGACAUAUGUUCUCAGCGGGUUGACCAGGUAUCCCGACGAAAACUGGGUAACGUCGCUGUUCAUCAAGGCUUCGGACUGGACUUACUUCACUUUAGGGACAAAUAUUGAGAAACAGGCGUCCUGGGAAUCCGUGGGGGAGUGUCAAGUCAAGCCAAGCAAGCCACAACACCUCAAGAAGCGCCGCAAUGCCCGUGGACGCCGUCCCGGACAUCCUCAUAGAGAAGGUGCCAGACAACGUGGCUCUCGCUAUUAA